This is a messenger RNA of Penaeus vannamei (Pacific white shrimp), 1032 nucleotides long. Lineage: Eukaryota; Metazoa; Arthropoda; Malacostraca; Decapoda; Penaeidae. The record is from RefSeq and is a predicted model, not a curated record.
AUGGAAGGCAUCCGCGUGGGACUCCGGAGACAGGAUCGAGGCGCCUCUGGACACAUUUCGAGAGGUCGAGACUUGAGGCAGAUCCCUCAAGAUAAAGAACUGACGAUGUCGUCGAAGCGCAAGUCGCUGCCGACGAAGGUGCUCGAUUCCUACAGCGACGCCAGUGAGAUGCUGGUGGAGGACGCGCCUCCUCUCGUCUCCACGACCGCUGGCGACUCCGACAACUCCGCCGGCGGCUCAGAGUUCAGCUACGGCGGCUGCGACGAAGGGACCGUCGGCAUGUCCCCCGCGAGGUGGUCCGACUCCGAGGUGGCGUCGGGCGACGCCAAGAGGAGCCGUCGGGAGAGCUCCGCCGACUCCGACGACCUCACGCAGCACCUGCACCCCUUCGCCAACCCCUACUUCCAGGCCCGCCUCCAGGAGGCCCGGCUCAGGCAGGAACACGACAGGCUGCUCCAGGAGGCGGCGGCUGCCAGACAGCACGAACAGCAGCAACAGCUGCAUCAUCUUCAACAGCAACAACAGCAACACAGCAGGCAGCAACAGCAGCAAGGAAGGAACUCCCUGUCCCCCCUGUCGGAGGCGGAGCGCGGAGGCAUGCUGGCCAGCGCCGCCAGGAAGUCCAUGGACGACGUGCUGAAGCGGCUCACCUCCAAGAUGAGCCACAGCACGAUCGACGACGCCGAGCGAGCCAAACGAGAACGAGAAAGUAGCAAGCCCCCUGAGGGCCGCACCGCGCCCCCAAGCCCCCCCUCCUCCACCGUGCCCAGCGGCGUGCCCCCCCUGGGCGACCAGCUGGCCUCCAUGUCCCAGCUGCUGAGCGCCGACCCCGAGGCCCUCCAGAGCCAGGAGAAGCGCAUCACAGAGAUCAUCGCUCAGCUGCAGAAGCUCCGCGAUUCGAUCCGGCAGCACCAGCCCCAGGAGCCACAGCACGAGAAGAAGUGUUCGCGUAUUUAUCCAAUCAGUGCAAGAAUGGAGGGCUAUGGGUUUAUACAGCUGUCAGCUUUUGCGUCGAAGCUCGUGACUCAGUAG